Molecule: messenger RNA, 1304 nt
Organism: Asparagus officinalis (garden asparagus)
Lineage: Eukaryota; Viridiplantae; Streptophyta; Magnoliopsida; Asparagales; Asparagaceae
Product: alanine--tRNA ligase
Exons: 9
Coding region: 169-945 (258 amino acids)
Biological process (GO): alanyl-tRNA aminoacylation; regulation of translational fidelity
Molecular function (GO): nucleic acid binding; ATP binding; Ser-tRNA(Ala) deacylase activity
Source: RefSeq, a predicted model, not a curated record
UCGGUUUUUAAGAGGCUCGCCCAAAAUUGGCAGCAUAGUCAACGGUCAAUACUCUCGGUUGACUCCGAUUCUGGUUUGUUGCCUAACCGCGCAUAAAUAGUGAAAACCUCAGGCUGCCGCCAUCAACCGCGGCGAAUUUGAAUUCGCUAUCUUCGCUCAUCACCAGCAAUGGCGACGGAGCUGGGCCCCACGAAGCUGGCCUACUUCGAUGACAUGUGGGCCCUCCAGUCCACCUCCAUCCUCCUCUCUCUCCAUCAGUCUGAGGACGGACGAAGCGCUCUGAUCUUGGAAUCCACGAUCUUCCAUCCUCAAGGCGGCGGCCAGCCGGCGGAUACCGGGUCCAUCUCGAACCCUAGCUCCGGUUUCAAGUUCGUCGUCGAGGACGUCAGGUUGAAGGAUGGAUUGGUUUAUCAUUAUGGAUUUUUCGAGAGUUCUCAAGAUGGAUCAGAAUCAAGUUUCAAAGAAGGAGAAGAAGUGAGCUUGCAUGUUGAUGCACCGAGACGUGACCUCAACUCCAGGCUCCACUCAGCUGGACACUUGUUGGAUAUUUGCAUGCAGAAUGUAGGCUUAGGUUACCUAGAGCCUGGCAAAGGUUACCAUUUCUCUGAUGGGCCGUUUGUUGAAUAUAAAGGCGUAGUCCCACUGGAUGAAUUGCAAACCAAACAAAAGGAGUUGGAGAUAGAAGCAGCUGCAUUAAUUUCUAGGGGUGGAAAGGUGUUAGCUUCGGUUGUACCGUAUGAUGAAGCUGUAAACUGGUGCGGCGGUGACCUUCCUUCUUACAUAUCUAAGAGCAGCACCCCACGAAUUGUUAAAUUGGGGAACAAUCCUGGAUGUCCUUGUGGAGGGACACAUGUUGCUGAUAUUGCUGAUAUCAAGACCUUGAAGGUUACCCAGAUUCGAACAAAGAAAGGACUGACAAAGGUUUUCUACAGCAUUGGCCUCUGAUUGUCCUCUGAGGAAAUAUCACAGCGAAGGAAGCUUUUGGUUCAAAUUCUAAUGCCUCAACUUGAUUAAAGAGUUUUAAUGACACCGACAUGAUAAGUUCUCAAAUGCAUAAAGAAGUUGAAGAAGAUGAUUAUGAUCAGAAUGGAAUGAGCUAAACAUUCAUAUGUUGCUGCUUAUGACAGAAUCUAUUCUUUUGAACACAAUUCUGUGUAUACCGUCUUAAUUACUUGAGGGGACAUGUGAGGCGUCAGCCCCUGGAGGCGGGACGCACUGUUCAUGAACAGUGCAUCAAAGUUUAAUUUCUGAGGAAGAAUUUUCAUAUCCAUCUGCUGCCAAUGGACAAGAUAAUUCCUUUUCUU